AUGGCCGGACUGAGCAGCAAGAGCUUCGUGCCCGUCGCCCUGCUGGGGCUCCUGGCGCUGCUCCUCUGCGGCCUCUCGGAAGCACAAAGCAACCAGGACUGCUGCCUGUCGUACACCAAAGCGCGCCUGCCCCGCUGGGCCUUGAAGGGCUACACCGAACAGCUCUCCAGCGAGGUCUGCGAUAUCCACGCCAUCAUUUUCCACACCUACAGUGGGCUGAAGGCCUGUGUAAAUCCUAGGGAAGGCUGGGUGAAGAAGCACCUUCUUUUCCUGAGCCACAAGCUCAAGAAGAUGUCCAUGUGA
Molecule: messenger RNA, 303 nt
Organism: Merops nubicus (carmine bee-eater)
Lineage: Eukaryota; Metazoa; Chordata; Aves; Coraciiformes; Meropidae
Gene: CCL20
Product: chemokine (C-C motif) ligand 20
Exons: 4
Coding region: 1-303 (100 amino acids)
Biological process (GO): inflammatory response; positive regulation of ERK1 and ERK2 cascade; monocyte chemotaxis
Cellular component (GO): extracellular region
Molecular function (GO): CCR chemokine receptor binding; chemokine activity
Source: RefSeq, a predicted model, not a curated record